Messenger RNA from Clupea harengus (Atlantic herring), 1689 nucleotides. It is a transcript of the gene hsf4, whose product is annotated as heat shock transcription factor 4. Gene Ontology annotation, molecular function: sequence-specific DNA binding; DNA-binding transcription factor activity. Gene Ontology annotation, biological process: regulation of DNA-templated transcription. The record is from RefSeq and is a predicted model, not a curated record. Lineage: Eukaryota; Metazoa; Chordata; Actinopteri; Clupeiformes; Clupeidae.
CCCUUUUGUUGCGCCGCGGUGGGCAUGGUGAUGGUGCAGGGGGGCCCGGUUUAUGCUGACGCUGGGCUGUGGGCAUGACACGGGCUGAUAUGACCAGAUGAGAUACCCACAGAGGCAGCGUGACACAGAGAGGAAGAGAGAGAGAGACAGGAAGAGAAAGAGAGAUAGAGAGAGAGAGAGAGAGAGAGAGAGAGAGGAAGAGAACGAGAGAGGGGCAAAGAAGAAAUCGAGGAGUGCUCGUAAAGCAGCAGAAGGCCCCCCCCCAUAAUGGACUAGGAUCCGUGAAGUCAAUGCACAGACUCUCACACCACCACCACCAUCAUCACCAGCAUCGUCCAUCUGCCAACCAUCACCACGACCGAGAGCGACCCUCCCCCGGCAGCCAGCACAAGCAUGCAGGAGUCUCCCGGCUCGAUAGGUGUGGACGGAGGAUACGCCAGCAACGUCCCUGCCUUUCUCACCAAGCUCUGGACCCUGGUGGAGGACCCCGACACCAAUCACUUGAUCUGCUGGAGUGCGACUGGCACCAGUUUUCAUGUUUUCGACCAGGGAAGGUUCGCUAAAGAGGUGCUGCCCAAGUACUUCAAGCACAACAACAUGGCCAGCUUCGUCCGCCAGCUCAACAUGUAUGGCUUCAGGAAGGUGGUGAACAUCGAGCAGAGUGGCCUGGUGAAGCCGGAGAGGGAUGACACUGAGUUCCAGCACCUCUACUUCCUGCAGGGCCACGAACACCUGCUGGAGCACAUCAAGAGGAAGGUGUCCAUUGUGAAGAGUGAGGAGACUAAAGUUCGGCAGGAAGACCUCAGCAAGCUGCUCUAUGAGGUGCAGGUGCUGCGCAGUCAACAGGAGAAUAUGGAGUGCCAGAUGCAAGACAUGAAGCAGCAGAACGAGGUGCUGUGGAGGGAGGUGGUCUCGCUCCGGCAGAACCACAAUCAGCAGCAGAAGGUCAUGAGCAAGCUGAUUCAGUUCCUGUUCAGCCAGAUGCAAUCCAAUACACCCAACACUGUUGGAAUGAAGAGAAAACUGCCCCUCAUGUUGGAUGACGGCUCCACCACCCCUCCGGCCUCCAAGUUCAGCCACAGCCACCCCUUGGAGCCCCUGCAGGAGCCCUUCUACAUCCAAUCGCCAUCUACAGACACAGCCUCUUGCUCCAGCAGCAGCACGAUGACAGGAGGACCAAUCAUAUCAGACGUUACUGAGAUGUCCCAGCCAAACACCAUGGCCAUACCAAUGCAAACAGAAGAGUCAAGGGAGAAGUGCAUGAUGCUCAUUAAGGAGGAGCCAGUGAGCCCUGGGGUCAGAGGUCGUGGGGAGGGUGUGGCCCUCAGCUCUUGCGAGGUGUGUGCCGAGCCCCCCGUCCUCCCCGUUGCCAUGGUGCAGUCUGUCCUGGAAGCCCGAGGGACUGGGUCUGGAGAGAGGAGGGCCAAGAGGCCGAUGAUGGAGAGGUCUGAGGUAGCUGAGGCUGUGGAGAGUGUGGACAUGAGUCUGGAGGACCUACAGAUGCUCCUUCGGAGUCACCAGCAGAGCCUGGAGCCCAGUGCAGCAGCCACUGCUAUGGAUCCAUUUAACUUCAGCCUGCCCCUGACCGAGUGGAACUUCACAGACAUGGAGUCAAACCUGAAAUCAUACAUGUUCCAGACCCAGGAGGAGGAGGCCUUCAGUGGAGCCGGCUGCGAGGAGCAGCAGUAA